GCUUCUUCUGUCUAUGGCAAGCGCUUAAAAGCUGCGGCCCGCCCGCCCAAAGCGCACUCGAUCGCCGAGACUUGUGGGCGAGCUUUCUGCCUACCGCGCUACCCGUGAACUUUCGUCCGGAUCUCGUAAAGAUAACAAGAAUGGCCCAGAUCUGUUUAGCGCUCACCGUUGUAGCUGUGCUAAUGAUGACGCACGGAGUAACAGCAAAACGCGGAUGCUCUGCUUUCGGUCAUUCUUGCUUCGGCGGCCACGGCAAGAGAUCGGGUGACACUGCGCCUUUGGACCUGUCAAACCAGGAGUUGGUGGCGCGGCACCAGAUGGGACAGGAGGAGACCCCGCCCCACCCAGAAUAUUCGCACCCAGGGUACAACGUGCUGCAGCCCGGAGACGAUAUCAUACCCAUCAGGGACGGAGGCGCUUUUGAGCGUGAUGACACCGCCGCUCGGGAGGUAAUGAAGUUCAAACUUCGGAACAUCUUCAAACAUUGGAUGGAUAACUACAGGCGAUCACAGCAAGCCAGCGACGACGGCUACUACAUUGAGACGAUGUAAAAUAACAGAUAAUUCGCAUUCUAUGAAGUACCUACGAAAGCAUCACAGCCAACAUGGCGGUCUAGAUUAAAACACGUUUUAUUUAUACAUAUGUAGCAAAUUUCUGAAGUUGAUAUGUAAUAGAAUUAAAUUGUACAGUAUUAUUUCUAAUUUCUGUAUAAUUUAGAGAUGUUACUUUGAAUAAUUUUCGACAUUAAAUUCAAACGCUUUUGAGUUGUUUUACUUAUAAUUGACAAAUUUUCGAUUAAUUCACAAUCAAAAUGUUUCGUUAUAUUUACAAAAUCGAAUUUUUUCCUUCAUUCCUAUCAAAAACUUCACAUUUCAAACCUAUUUCCUUACUGUAACAUCUCUAUUGUUAUAUUACCUGCAAAAUUAAGUAGACAUUUUCGAAUAUAUUUUAUGUAGGUACAUAAAUAUCUCGUCAAUUACGGAAUUUAGUAGUUAUUGUUAUGUAGGUUUCAUUAUGAAAGGCUGGCAUGUUAAUUUAUAUUGCAUAUUGUAUAGUUAAUUCGGUAAUCUGACGAUUUCUUUGAAUAAUCUUUAAAAUAGUUUUCUUGAUGUUUAAUCGAUAUGCAUUCCCGAACAAUAUAACAUAAGUUUACCAUCAAUAUAGCAAGUAAUGUAUGUAGUAAUGACUGUGAAAUAAGUUAUGUACGAAAUAAACAGUUAGAAACAAUAUGUAUGAA
Molecule: messenger RNA, 1237 nt
Organism: Manduca sexta (tobacco hornworm)
Lineage: Eukaryota; Metazoa; Arthropoda; Insecta; Lepidoptera; Sphingidae
Gene: CCHa2
Product: neuropeptide CCHamide-2
Exons: 6
Coding region: 141-551 (136 amino acids)
Source: RefSeq, a predicted model, not a curated record